UCUCCUCCAUCCCAAGCCCAGCCAGAAAGCAAAGCUCGCAGUCCCCCCCCCACCCCCACCUAACUGGCCCAAAAGCACAGCGACAAUGUCGAGUUCCAACAACCUCGUGGCCAUGAAAAAGGUCGUACAGCAGCUACGCUUUGAGGCGAGCAUAAACAGAGUGAAGGUGUCCCAAGCGGCUGCGGACCUUCAGCAGUUCUGCAUGCAGAACGCCUUGCAAGACCCCCUGCUCACUGGCGUGUCGUCCAGCACCAACCCGUUCAGGCCGCAGAAGGUCUGCUCCUUCUUGUGAACCCACCGCCCUCAUUUGGCAAGCCUUCAUUUUGAUGCUACAGGGAAACGUCGACCUCAACACUGCUCCUCAUGCCAAGCCAUUAAAACUGCCACGGGGAAGGAGGCUCUCUUGAGUAUUACGCAUUGGAACCAUGUCAGAGAAGACCACCAUCUAUUUUCAGCCACAGUAGAAGAUGAAGAUGAAAGGAAGCUGUUUUAUUUUUAAUGGCACAGUGUGGAUUUUUAAUUAUUGUGCCUUUUCUAAUCUAUUUUAGUCAUCGCUCUUCUGGACUUUUUUUGUAUUUAAUGAAUAAAAACAUUCUUUGUUAA
Phycodurus eques (leafy seadragon) is the source of this 603-nucleotide messenger RNA. RefSeq names its product guanine nucleotide-binding protein G(I)/G(S)/G(O) subunit gamma-5-like. The transcript is spliced from 3 exons. Gene Ontology annotation, biological process: G protein-coupled receptor signaling pathway. The record is from RefSeq and is a predicted model, not a curated record. Lineage: Eukaryota; Metazoa; Chordata; Actinopteri; Syngnathiformes; Syngnathidae. Gene Ontology annotation, cellular component: heterotrimeric G-protein complex. Bases 86 to 292 code for a protein of 68 amino acids. Gene Ontology annotation, molecular function: G-protein beta-subunit binding.